ACAAACCAAAUAAAAAAAUAGACAAAGCCGGAGAAUCCUAGAAACUCCGAAAUAAUCCUGACUUUGCCUCUACCAUCAUGAAGAUUUGAAAAGUGGAGUUCUUCCUCCAUGUGAACAUGGACAAGUAAAGAUGGAUAGAAGGAGCAGCAAUUAGCUUAAUACUAAAGUCAUUCUAUUUUUCGAAUUUAUCGGUUCAGACUUCAUAUCUAAUAUUCAUUGAAUUUUUUUGAGUUUUUAGUAUAACAUUAUAUUCUACGCCGGAAGCAGUGGGCUUAGUUUGUAUGGAAAAACAAUGUUGCUUUAUUAAAAUUUAACAAAGAAAAUGAAUGGUUGACUUUUCUUUACACCUAUGCUUUUUUUUGUUUAUAAAGAGGUUGAGAACAACAUUGAGAGUCAAGAGAAAUAAGGAAAACAUCAUGGCUAGUUUUGAUAUUCCAACUAUUGAUUUUUCUCCAUUAUUUAGCACAGACGAAAACAAUCAAGAGAAAAAGCAGGCUAUGGAGCAAAUUGGAGAAGCUUGCGUUAACUAUGGUUUCUUCCAGAUUACGAGUCACGGAAUUCCUUUGGAGUUGUUGAGCAGAACCAUGGAUAUGUAUGAGACUUUCUUUGCUUGUUCAGAUGAAGAAAAACUCUCUCUACCUCAUAAUUAUAUGAAAAGCAAACAGAAUUCAGCUGAGACUUGGGAGCAUUUGGUGUUUAAUUUUUCAUCCUCUGGCUUUGAUUUCUGCCCCGACAAUCCACCUCAUUUCAAGCAAGUAUUGGAGGAGAUGGCUUCCCAUUUCACAAAAUUAGGAGUUUUGUUGGAGGGAAUCAUAAGUGAGUGCCUGGGCCUCCCUCCUGACUUCCUAGCAAACUACAAAAGUGAUCGGUCUCCGAAUUCGUUGAUGGGCCUCCACUACUUUCCAGCAACAGAAGAUGAGAACACAGGAAAACCCGCACACGAAGAUCCUGGCUGCUUCACCAUUGUCUACCAGGAUGAACUUGGAGGCCUUCAGGUACAAAAAGAUGACCAGUGGAUUCCGAUUGCGCCUUGCAAAGACAAACUAGUUGUUAACAUUGGUGAUGUGAUUCAGGUGCUAAGCAACAAUAAGUUCAAGAGUGCAACUCACAGGGUUAUCAGACCAAGAGAAUUAAACCGUUACUCGUGCGCGGUUUUCUAUAACGUGCAUGGAGACAAAUGGAUUGAGCCAUUGACACGGUUCACUAAGGAAAUUGGAGAGUCACCCAAGUACAGACGAUUCCGCUUCAGAGAAUAUUUGCAGCUGAGGCUUAGAAACAGGACUCAUCCUCCGGACAGACCUGAAGAUCUCAUCCAUAUAACCCACUACUCAAUUUCUAAUUAGAGGCGAAUUGAAGUUUAUGUGAUCGAGGAUUUUUUUUCUAUGUUGAAUGAAACAAAUACUAUGUUGAAAUGUGGAGUUUUGAAAUGUGUGACAAUUUCAUUAAAAUAUUUAUGGCAAAAGAGUUAAAUAUACACUCGGAUUGUAU
Capsicum annuum is the source of this 1488-nucleotide messenger RNA. RefSeq names its product 1-aminocyclopropane-1-carboxylate oxidase 5. Bases 327 to 1343 code for a protein of 338 amino acids. The transcript has 3 exons. Lineage: Eukaryota; Viridiplantae; Streptophyta; Magnoliopsida; Solanales; Solanaceae. Gene Ontology annotation, molecular function: dioxygenase activity. The record is from RefSeq and is a predicted model, not a curated record.